This is a messenger RNA of Aspergillus steynii IBT 23096, 1083 nucleotides long. Its product is annotated as terpene synthase family protein. NCBI's taxonomy places the organism in Eukaryota, Fungi, Ascomycota, Eurotiomycetes, Eurotiales, Aspergillaceae. The transcript has 9 exons. The record is from RefSeq and is a predicted model, not a curated record. The coding region runs from base 1 to 1083 and encodes 360 amino acids.
AUGACCCAAUUCAUUCCAGCCAAUAGCCCUGUUGCCAGUAUAAUCCGCCAAUGCAAAGGACAAGAGAUCAAAAUUCCAGAUUUGCUCAGCCUUUCUCCAGGCUGGAAGCCUCGAAUCAACAAAAGUCCCGACGAGAGUGUAGAUACCGACCUGCAAGAAUGGCAACGCAGAUCAAUUACUAGCAAGAAGAUAUUGGAGAUCAACCAAAAAGCAGGCAUUGUCUACUUCGCGAAGCUGGGGUAUCCAGAAGCAGGCUUGGAAGAACUUUGUGUCGCGGCCAAAUACAUUGGCUGGCUUUUCGCCUUUGAUGACGCUCUCGACUAUGACGAGUUCAAACACAUGAAGCCUGAACGCAAGCACUACGGAAAUGAAGCCAUCAAGUGUAUAACAGAGUCUUUGUUCUGUAGGGAUCGUCAGAAUUUCGAUCCCGGCAAAUUUGACUCUAGUUGUCCCCUCAUAAAAGGCUUUUACGAAAUUGGUUAUGAGAUUGGGCAGGAACUCAAAAACAAGGACCUUAUCAACUACAUAUAUUAUUACAUCUGUGAAUACAUCAAUGCCGCAGUGAAGUCAGUGGACUAUGUUGAUGCAGGAGAGAUUGUCGAUAUCGACAGUUACAUGGAAAUACGGAUGCACACUUCAGGUGCUUAUCCAGUACUUGCACUAUGCGUCUUCACGGAUCAUAUCGACCUCCCGCGUUGGAUUCUAGAACUUGACAUUACUCAAGAGCUGAUGAAGCAUGUCAACAUCAUGAUCUCCAUUGACAAUGACAUGUUCUCUUUGAAAAAAGAAUUUGACCUCGGCCACUUGGACAGUCUCGUCCCUUUACUCGUUUAUAAGAACUCCUGCUCCGCCCAGAGUGGCAUUGACGCGGCGACCGCCUUGAUCCGUACAAGCUUUCACGAGAUUUGCAGAUUAGAAAAUGAGCUCUACAUCUUGGUCCCGGACGAGCAUCUCAGCGAGACGCGGAGGCUUAUUCAGGCAUGGAAAGACUUUCGAAGCGCAUUGGCAAGAUGGAACUAUUCUGCGCCACGGUAUUUCGGAAAGGUGUUUGAAGGAACCCAGGAAGUUACCGCCACACUUUGA